Melitaea cinxia (Glanville fritillary) is the source of this 859-nucleotide messenger RNA. RefSeq lists its product as uncharacterized. NCBI's taxonomy places the organism in Eukaryota, Metazoa, Arthropoda, Insecta, Lepidoptera, Nymphalidae. The transcript has 4 exons. The coding region runs from base 100 to 654 and encodes 184 amino acids. The record is from RefSeq and is a predicted model, not a curated record.
AAGUUUGUAUCAGCUCUCGGCCAGACGUGACGUUAUUAUAUGUUAAUAUCCCAACUAGUCAUAAUUUAUUUUUUAAUGUAACGGAAAAUUUAUUAAAAAAUGAAGUGUGAAAUUCCUGAAUAUGCAAGAUGCUGCUGCUGUUUUCCAUUAAGAUAUGGACUGCUUGUGUGGGCUUAUACGAAACUGGUUUUAAUCGGAAUAAUAUUAUUUCAAUAUUUUGACUUAAUAAUUACAGCAAUUGCUUCGGAACGAAUUAGUAGCCACAAUGUAGCUCUAUUUGUACUUAUAUUUAUAAUAACAAUAUUCUAUUGCGUAGAUUUUGUUUUUCAUAUUAUUUUCAUCAUAAGUGCCCAUAAGAAAAGCACUGCAAUGAUGAAGUUGUUUUAUAAGGAAGCUAUAGUUGGAUUGAUAUUUUACGUUUUUUGCUUUUUUUACUUCCUCGUGUUUUACCUCACGAAGUUUUCUUUCAUGUACCUGUAUUUGGAAUUGGGGCUUUGGUGUCUAUUCGUGUUAGUCAUAAUUGCCCAUGGUUACCUGAUCCUCCUAGUGCGAAGCGAAGUGAGGAAACUUGAAAGAAAUUCUAACUUCCAGUUCACAAACACCGCACAGACGGAAGAGCAGAACAUGAAAGCCGACGCAGGCGUUAUCGCUUGACUUUAGUCUUGUAUCUACCGUUAAUCCAGAAAUGUGCCCUUAUGUAAAUAUAAUAUUAAGUUAUUAUUAUAGUUAUAAUAUUAUUAUAUUUAAAAUAUUUUACUUGACUCACUGUUAGAUUGUAUAAAUGGAUGCUUAAGAUUUUUGGUAUUUUGAGUAUAUUACAAAUAAAACGUUGUGAAUAAAUGAUGUUUGUUCAUUCUCA